UUCAUCAAUUCAUAAUUUAUUUAAUUUCAAGAAUUACGAUCACAUGUUCUUAGAACGCAGCUGAUAGAAUUGUUGAUGAUUGCGUUACAUUCGACAGCAAACACAACAAUGGCGACGAUCAAGAAAUCAGCGGUGUUAUAUCACUACCCGUGCCCUGACGGCGCUUUCGCCGCUUUGGCUGCGCACCUCUACUUCUCUCACUCUCGGGCGGCAACAACUCCUCCAGUUCUCUUCUUUCCGAACACCGUCUACUCGCCGCUCAGAGCGGAUGAUUUACCCCUAAAUGAAAUUGACAAUGUUUACCUUCUGGAUUUCGUGGGGCCGCCGGGUUUCAUUCAGCAGCUCUCUCCCAAAGUUGAAAGGGUUGUGGUCUUAGAUCAUCACAAGACUGCACUAGAGAUGUUGGGUUCGGGGAUGUCAACUAGUGGAAAGGUGAUUAAAGUAAUUGAUAUGGAGAGGAGUGGAGCUACUAUAGCUUAUGAUUAUUUCAAAGAGAAACUCUUUGGUGGGGACAUCAACAGUAGAGAAAAUGGUGUGAUUGGUGAGUUUCAGAGAGUGAGGAGACUAUUUGAAUAUAUUGAGGAUGGAGAUCUGUGGAGGUGGCGCCUUCCUAAUAGUAAAGCAUUUAGCAGCGGAUUGAAGGAUUUGAACCUUGAAUUUGAUGUCAUAUCGAACCCCACCUUGUUCCAACAGUUGCUCUCGUUAAAACUUGACUCAGUAGUAAGUCAAGGUAUGUCAAGUUUGGCACGCAAACAGACAAUUAUAGAGGAGGUUCUGGAGCAGUCAUACGAAAUUGCACUUGGCAGUGGAGCUUUUGGACAUUGCCUGGCUGUCAAUGCAGAUGCUGUAUAUGAGUUAAGGAGCGAGCUUGGGCAUCAGUUAGCAAAUAAAAGCAUCAAGAUGAACUUGAGGGGCAUUGGAGCUGUUGUGUACAGCGUACCUGAGCUUGAUAAUGACCAACUAUUAAAAAUUAGCCUAAGGAGCAUCAGUGAUGAGGACACUACACCCAUAUCACAGGAAUAUGGAGGUGGAGGCCACCGGAAUGCAAGCUCAUUCAUGAUAAACAAUGCAGAAUUUCAAAGGUGGAAGGUUUCUCUUAAUAACUCAAUCUAGGUGUAGCCCCCUCAAUUUUCGUCACUAACCAUUAGAAUCUAGAUGAAGCCCACCAGGGGUGGGGGUCCUUAACCUUUUAAAUUAUCUGAUAUGCCUCUUUUUGACUGUACACAUAAUAAAACUGCUGAUUCUGUAUUUAUUCAUACAUGUCAUCUCUGGUCAACAAAAUAUUUACCACUGUCAAAUUGUUGCUUGUUUGUAUUCACGGUUUCUUUUGUGCUACUUAAAUUGCUAUUUCUCCAUAUUCU
Sesamum indicum (sesame) is the source of this 1361-nucleotide messenger RNA. Its product is annotated as DHHA1 domain protein. Lineage: Eukaryota; Viridiplantae; Streptophyta; Magnoliopsida; Lamiales; Pedaliaceae. The record is from RefSeq and is a predicted model, not a curated record.